AUGCUUCUCCAGAUGGAAGGACUGGUGAACAUUAACCAUCAAGAAAUUCCGGCAGCAACUGCUCCACCACCACCAGCUGCCGCCGCCACACCACCUCCAGUUACCACUACGCCGCCACCACCUGCAGUGACAGUCAACAAUGAAAACGAUGGGUUUGACUUUUUUGAUCCCCGUGGUGUUGUUCCUGCUCCUGCCCUUGCGUUUGCCCUGCAAGGAUCAGGUGGUGGAGAGAUGGAGGAUUUGUUUGGUUCUCUAUCAGAGUCUUUCUCUUCUUCAAAUGCUUUGGCUGUUGUAACAUCUACUUCAUCUAUAACCACUGAAGUUCAUCCUCCAGCAAAUACUAAUCCUUAUCUCACCUUCGAUACCUCAUCGACAAGUCGGGCAUUUGAUGAUCCGUUUGGUGAUGCUGAUAUAUUGCCUCCACCUGGACCCUCGCAAAUUGCUUUUCCUUCUCAAAAUGGUCAAGCAUCUAGUAUUUCAGCAGAAGCAGCCUAUGCCACAGUUAGCUUUUCCACCUCAAGGUGUCCAGCAGCAGCAACCUAUGCCACAGUUAGCUUUUCAACUUCUAGGUGGACACCAAUCUAUGCCACAAUCAGCUUCUCAACUUCCAGGUGUCCAGCAGCAGCAGUAGUUGCCACAGUCAGCUUUUCAACUUCCAUGUGGCCACCAGUCAGCUUUUCAAAGUCUAAGUGUUCAGCAGUCUAUGCCACAGUUAGCAGCUUUACAAUUCCAAGGAGGCCAACAGUGUAUGCCAUAGUCAGCAGCUUUUCAACUUCCAUAUAUGCAUUAGGUCACAUUUUGUGCAAUGUAUACGUCUUGAUUCAUCAGAAAAGUAAUCACUAG
Molecule: messenger RNA, 843 nt
Organism: Lactuca saligna
Lineage: Eukaryota; Viridiplantae; Streptophyta; Magnoliopsida; Asterales; Asteraceae
Source: the annotation of a GenBank genome assembly